AUGAAUGUAUUUAAAAGAAAAACUAUCCGAUUAGUAUCCUUGUACAUCCUAUUAGUGAACACCUUAAAUCUGAAUGCAUCUCGACAAGUGAAGUAUGAUGAUGACGAUGAAAUCAUGGAUAUUGGUGUUCGUUUAACAAAGGAAAAUCAUGAUUCACUAAUAGCUGAUCUAAUUGCUGAGGAAAAGGAGGUUUUGAAUGCUGGUCUUAUCGACGGUAUCGAUUUAUAUCAUUUUCAUAUUCGUCGAAAACGAAACCAUCGAUCUAAACGUUCAACAGAUGAAACUGUUGAAGAUUUAAAACAAGAUGAACGAGUUGCAUUUGUUACAGUUGGUACGCCAUUAGAGAGGCAAAAACGUGAAUUUUUAGCUGAUGAUGAAUUGAUAGAUCAUUUUUAUCAGCAUAAGCAGAGAAACUUUAAUCGAAAAUCAUUUUCUUAUGAUGAAAUAAAUAGUACUAAUUUAAAAAUGGUAUUUGAUGAUAAAUUAUAUUCUAAACAAUGGUAUUUGGAAAACGAAGGUCAACUGAAUACACCACCAAAUCACGAUAUUAAUAUGGCACCGGCUUGGCUUGCUGGAUAUUCUGGUAAAAAUGUAACUAUUUGUAUUGUGGACGACGGUCUUGAUCAUCCACAUCCAGAAUUAGUUGAUCAUUAUCAACCACAGUACAGUUAUGAUUUAAAUGAUCUUAAUGAUCCUAAACAUGAUCCACUUCCGCGAACAUAUGAUAGUGAGAAUAGUCAUGGAACUCGAUGUGCUGGAGCAGCAGCUGGCAAAGCAAAUAAUGAACUUUGUGGAGUUGGUGUUGCUUUUAAUUCAUACAUAUCUGGUAUUCGACUACUUGAUGGACGUAUUACAACAUUACUUGAAGCUCGUGCGUUAACAUUAUUUGCUGAAAAUAUACACAUAAAAAGUGCUUCGUGGGGGCCAACUGACGAUGGAACUAGAAUGGAAGCACCUGGCUCAUUGGUUAGAGGAGCAUUGGACUAUAGUGUUACGAGUGGACGCUAUGGGAAAGGCACAAUAUUUGUAUGGGCAUCGGGUAAUGGUGGUGGAGUUGAUGAUGAUUGUGGAGCUGAUGGCUAUGUUUCUCAUCAAAAUGUUAUAUCAAUAGGCUCCGUUAAUCAUUUAGGUGAAACACCAUAUUUCAGUGAAUAUUGUCCAUCAACAAUGGCUGUUGCUUAUACCGGUGGUCGACAUUCAAAAUCAGCCGAAGAAACCGUUUUGCCAAUAGGCAUUGUUGCAGCUGAUGUAGGUGGGAAAUGUACCACAAGUUUUUUUGGAACAUCUGGUGCUGCACCAGUUGCAGCCGGUGCAUUUGCAUUGGUAUUAGAAGCUAAUCCUGAACUAGGUUAUCGCGAUGUUAUGCAUAUUGUUGCUCGAACAGCUCGAAUUCCAAGUUUAACACAAACCAAUGGUUGGAUUAUAAAUGGAGCUGGUUUUCAUGUAAGUGAUAGAUUUGGUUUUGGUGUGAUAGAUGUUGCACAAAUGAUAGCUUUAUCACAAAGUUGGACUAAUGUACAACAGCGAUAUGAAUGUUAUCAUGAAUAUCAAGGUGGCAGUCAACCAUUAGGUAUUGGUAAAACUCUUGAAUUAUCUAUCAAUGUUAAAACAUGUGAAAAUAUAACAAGCAUUGAACACGUAAUAGCUAAUAUUUCCUACAGUUUUCAUCGUCGUGGUGAUGUUAAAAUUACAAUUAUUUCGCCAAGUCAAACACCAUCAGAAGUACUCUCGUAUCGUGAUGCAGAUUUUACCGAUGAAGGUAUAAAACAUUUUCCAUUUAUGUCACUUCAUCAUUGGGGUGAAUCACCAACUGGUUCUUGGAAAUUACGUAUAGAAACACGUCCACCUCAAACGGAAGAAGCCAGACAAUCUGCUUUUGAAUAUGGAGAUAAAGGUCAAUUGGAUCAUUUUGGUUUACUUAUUUAUGGUUCAAAUAGUCCUGAUCAGAUGAACUCAGAUGGAGAAACAAUGCAAGGUCGAAAACUAGCUUUUGCUCCAACGCAAGAUGAAAUCGAAGUGAUGUAUAAACGUGAAUUAGCUGUACGUCAGUCACCCAACAUCAUCCAAAAGCGUAAUUAUCAAAAUUUACUUCAACAAAGAAAAGAUCGAAAACAAAUUGACAAUACAGACCGAGAAGACAAUACCAUUUUUGAAUUAUUCCGUAAAAGGUUUGGUUUUUAA
Messenger RNA from Rotaria socialis, 2181 nucleotides. NCBI's taxonomy places the organism in Eukaryota, Metazoa, Rotifera, Eurotatoria, Philodinida, Philodinidae. The record is from the annotation of a GenBank genome assembly.